AUGCUAUAUGGAAAUAAAACGUCAAGAGGAAUUUAUAAUUACCCUAAAUGUACAGAUGAUUGGUUUCUUAAACUAAUUUAAGGAUCAUGUUUGGACAUAGCAAAUGAAAAAUAAUGGGAAAGAUCAAUAAAGAGUUUAUUUAGACAGGGAGAGGAAGUGCAGAUCUACGGAUUUAUGAAUUUCCCAAAUAAUCUUAAAUGUUUAUUACUAUUAAAUUUAAACAAAUGCAAAAUUCAUAUCGAUAGGAGAUGUGGACUUUUGCAUUUAUCUGAAUAUCAUGAAAUAAACUUCUAUGAUAUACCUGAAAAAGUCAUUAUAAACAAACCUAAUACGGAUAUGAAGUGA
This is a messenger RNA of Paramecium tetraurelia, 345 nucleotides long. RefSeq lists its product as uncharacterized. The record is from RefSeq and is a predicted model, not a curated record. NCBI's taxonomy places the organism in Eukaryota, Ciliophora, Oligohymenophorea, Peniculida, Parameciidae. The transcript has 2 exons.